CUGCAGCCCAAUCCCAAUUCCCCUUCCCCUUCCCCUUUCCCUGCGGCCCAAAUUCCCGUUCCCCCGGCCCUUUCCCAUUCCCAUUCCCCCCUUUCCCAAAUCCCGUUCGGCCGUUCCCUGCUUCCCCCAAUCCCCCCUUUUGGCCUUUCCUGACCCGGCGACAGUCGGUGACCCGAGAACAAAGGCGAGACACGAGACGGCGAGAGGCGCCCACCGCCCACGCGGCCACGCCAGGAAGUCCACCGUCCACGCACUCACGCAGUGCGGCCGGCCCACCGCCCACGCCGCCACGCGGCCACGCCAGGAAUUUCACGCACUCACGCAGUGCGGCCAGUGCCGAUUGCCGAAGCCCGAAGCCAGGACGAGUGAAAAGGCAGAAGACAAUUGAUGGUAGUCCGAAAACUUAUUAUCACUAUUUUCAUGUUGACAUUUUUCUCGAGGUUAUUGAUCGUCUUAUUCAAGAGAUGAAUAAUCGCUUUACCGAGUCAAGUUCAGAGCUACUAAUGUGCAUAGCAUCGUUAAGUCCCAAAGACUCAUUCUCCAAUUUUGAUGUGAAGCGACUACUUCGUCUUGCUAAUCUAUACCCAGAUGAUUUUAGUUCAAGAGAAAAAUUUGAACUAAAUGAACAACUUAGGAUGUUCAUUACAUUUGUCAAAUCAUCUCCACGAUUUUCAGGCUUACAAAGUAUUGGAGAUUUGGCAAAAACAUUGGUUAAAACAGAGUGGCAAACAACUUAUAAGUUAGUGUACCGACUCAUCCAAUUGGCAUUGGUUUAACCCGUUACAACCGCCACAGUUGAAAGAUCUUUCUCGACGAUGAAGUUUAUCAAGAAUGAUUUGCGCAACAAGAUUGGAGAAGAAUACUUGACAGAUUGCUUGGUGUGUUACAUUGAGAAAGAUGUAUUUGUUAAAAUUGAGAAUGAAGUCAUAAUGAGGCGAUUUCAGAGUAUGGCACCUCGAAGACAAAGAUUGCCGCCUCUCAAUUAUUGUCCUUCAUUUGCCGCGUCACGUUCUAAUCAAAAUUAAGGUUUCAAGAGUGGUCCACAGUACUUCAAGUCUCCGUAUGUCAUCAUAAUCUGCAACACAUCUGCUUUAAUGCAAAGAUCAUUGGUGACCCGUGAGGGAAAAUGAGCUGCGCCUGUAUCUACCCCUUGCUAUCGCCAAGAAUGUAAUUACCACCAUGUAUAAUCUCUUAAAGUCUCCAAAGGAUGUGACUUUGUGAGUUCGAUUUACCUUCCUGUAGG
Messenger RNA from Cuscuta europaea, 1243 nucleotides. The record is from the annotation of a GenBank genome assembly. Lineage: Eukaryota; Viridiplantae; Streptophyta; Magnoliopsida; Solanales; Convolvulaceae.